Messenger RNA from Mesitornis unicolor (brown roatelo), 3569 nucleotides. Its product is annotated as cytoskeleton-associated protein 5-like. NCBI's taxonomy places the organism in Eukaryota, Metazoa, Chordata, Aves, Mesitornithiformes, Mesitornithidae. Gene Ontology annotation, cellular component: microtubule plus-end; spindle pole; centrosome. Gene Ontology annotation, molecular function: microtubule plus end polymerase activity; microtubule plus-end binding. Gene Ontology annotation, biological process: establishment or maintenance of microtubule cytoskeleton polarity; microtubule polymerization; mitotic spindle organization. The record is from RefSeq and is a predicted model, not a curated record.
AUGUUUGAACCAAAGCUCUCAGCAGAAGAUUGUGAGGAAAAGGCAGCCGCUGUUCUCCCUGAAAGCUGCAUCCAGCAUUUGGAAAGCAGUGAUUGGAAAGAGAGGAUUUCCAGCAUGGAUACCCUUCAGAAGACUGUGGAGGAGAUGAAGAAAAGUGAGAUACCAUGCCAAGCCUUGCUAAGACUGCUGUCGCAAGGACACAAGGAAGUGAAGCACCAGGUGAGGCAGAAGAAACUUCACACCAGCACCUUGCUAGCCCAGAAAGGGGACUUCUCCAGAACAUCUGUUCAAAUUGUCCUGGAAAGUGUGGUAGAAAUGGUAGGAGAUGGGCUCUGCGGCAGCUGUGCUCAAGAAGCCCUGACAGCUAUAGCAGAGGCAUGUUCAUUGCCUUGGACUGCAAAGACAGCUUUGUCAUUGGCCUUCUCACAGUACAACCAUUGCAGGAACCAUUGCAAGAUCUUGGACUGGCUGUCAAAUGCAAUUCUAGAGUUUGGCUUUGCAGGGAUGGAGGCCAAGGCACUGGUCAAUACCCUGAAGUUCGCUCGUGGUGCUGCUCACUCGGGUGUGCAGAAAUCAGCCAUCACCUUGCUGGGGAUGAUCUACCUGUACAUGGGAGACUCACUGAUAGCACUGAUCAGGAGUGAAGAGCUGCCCCUUCUUACCCAGAUAGAUGCUGAGCUAGAGAGGCUGCAUGGACAGGUCCCACCAAUUCCCAGUCGCGCCAACCCCAAGCCAUGUCUGGAUGAGAGGGCCCAGGAGGACCCAGGGGAGCAGAGGAGGACUGAAGCCAUAGACAUUGGUGACAGGAUCACACCAGCGUUGGUGUCAAAGCUGCAGGAGAAGAACUGGACCAUCCAGAGAGAGGGCCUGGAAGAGCUUACAUGCAUCCUUCAGGAUGCCGGGUUCAUCCAACCAAACAGAGGAGAGCUCCCAAGAGCCCUGAAGGCCUGUCUUUGUAACCCAAACCCCACCCUGGUGCGGAUGGCCCUGAGGGUCCUCCAGCAACUGUCCACAGCCAUGGGUUCAAAUGUCAAGCAGCACAUGAAGGACUUGGGCUUUCCCCUAAUUGCUCUGUUCAGGGAAAGCAAGAGCAGCACAAGAGCUGCUGCCUUGGCUGCCAUGAACGCCUGGGAUGCACAGAUCAAUAUAUCAGAGUGGCUGGAUGGGCAGGACAUAUUGGAAGGUCUGGGUGAGGAAAAGCCUUUGCAGAAGCAAGAGCUGGAGCAAUGGCUGGCUGAGCAGCUGCCAACCCUCAAGUCAGCUCCCUCGGACCUGCUUCAGUGUGUGCCUCACCUGUCCCUGCAGGACACCGACAGGGAUGUGCAGACAGCCUCGCAGGUGGUCCUGCCUUUCUUCAUGAUGCACCUCGCCUUGGAGAAGAUGACUGAAGCCACCAGCAAGCUGAAGGCAGCUGCAAAGGAUCACAUAUUUGCAAUACAAGAGCAUGCCAAUGACAGUCCAUCAGCUCAGUCCACUGCUUCUGCUAUGUCACUUUCCAGACACCCCAGGGUCACCACUGUGACUGCUUUUCCCUCUGUUUUCCCCACAUCACCCGCAGCAACAGCCUUAUCUUCACAAGUGUCAACACCCAAAAUCAGCAGAGGGGAGGAGCAGGGCCCCAAGGACCUCGAGUCAGGAGAAGUGGUCCUGAAAGACGCAGGUGCAGCCAAGGGAAAAGCACAAAUUAACUCCAUUCUGGACGAUGGAGUCAGCAAUCUGGGGCCUAUCUUCUUCGUUGUCCCCAAGGGGAAAGAACAGAGAAUGAAGGAUGAGAAAUGCGGCAAAGUGCUGCAGUGGGACUUUGCUGCUCCCAGUGAGCAGUACGUGGAGCAGUUGAAAGCUCAGAUGAGCAUCUUCCAGACGGAGAUGUUCCACUUCAGCUUCCGGCACCACAUCAAAGCCUUGGCCAUCAUGGCCAGGCACUUGGAGACAGAGAGGGAAGCAGUUAUCAGCUGCCUGGACCUGAUCCUGAAAUGGCCCACUCUGCGUUUCUUUGACACCAACACAUUGGUGCUCAUCAAGAGCCUAGAUUACCUCAACCUGCUGCUAACCCUGCUGAUCCAAGGAAAGUUCCAGCUGAUGGACAAUGAGGCCUUUUCCUUCCUCCCAUAUCUGGUCCUGAAGAUGGGGGAUCCAAGGAAAACUAUUCUUAAAUUGGUGCAUGCCACCCUGAGGAGGAUGUGCCUGGUGUAUCCAGCUAAGAAGGUGUUUGGCUUCCUCAUGAAAGGCAUUAAGUCCAAUAACACUAAGCAGCAGGAAGGCUGCCUGCUGGAGAUGGGUUAUCUCCUUGAAACCUAUGGCCUGGAUGUAUGUGAGCUGAGCUCUAGCAAAGCCUUGAGGAGGAUAGCUUCCUUCCUUGGAGACCAAGACAGUGCUGUUCAUCAUGCUGCUCUAAGUAUUAUGGUCACAGCUUGCAAAACUCAUGGGGAAGCCCUGUUCAAAAUGGUUGGGGAUCUUCCUGAAGAACAUAUGAGAAUCCUGGGACAGAUUGCAAAACAGGAAGCCAGCAGGUCAAGAGUUUCUUCAGCAAAGGGUUUCAGUGAGAAAUCUCAGCGUGAUCCAAACACAAGAUCUGAAGUCAGCUGUCAGCGUGCAGGAGAUGAACCUUCAAAGCUAGAACCCCCCUGCCCUCAAGGAGGAAACUUCAAUAUGAGGGACAUGGCUCACCCGACACUGCCUCCACGUGUAGGUGUGCCAUCAAGCAGGCCAGCCUCCAGAAAACAUAGUCUCCUUAGACUGAAGGAUAUCAUUCAGUUAGAAACGAUCCCUGAGUUCCAGACCCUGAAUAUCUCCUCAAAUGCUGAUGAAACGUGUCAUUAUAUUACCUUCACCAUUAAUUCCCUUAUUUGUCACAUUACUAGUGGUGAUAUUUAUACCAGCAACCAGGCAAUGAAAGAAAUAGAGGUGAUCCUGAGAGAGAAGAACAAUGUAGAAGCUAUGUCUGGGCACAUUAAUGAGUUCCUCAUAGCCAGCUUUCAAUCACUCGAGUUUAUCAACCAGCAAACAGAAGCAGAUAAGAAAUGGGGGAAGGAACAAAUCAUUCUGCAAUGUAACUGUGUCAUCCAGGCUGUAACUGUCUUCCAGAAGGAAAAACUGGCUCAGGAGGCCUCAGUGGAAGUGCUUAAGGAUGUAAUGAACAACCUCUUUACCUUAAUACUAGACUUCCUGGACAGAGACCUAGAGGAAGAUCAGAAGCUCUUGCAGUCCAUCACUGUCCUCAUUAAGAGAGUGUGAAAAACUAACCAGACAAGGGUUUUCUGUGCCUUGCUGAUGCUGCUCCAAGGCAGUCUGACUGCUGAGGACAGCCCAGAGAAGUUUUCUGACCUGCUGGCCAAGAGCCUGUGGAGAACCACACAGCUUCUCCCAAGCACCAUUGGCACCGUCAACCUGGAUGAAAUCCUGCUGCAGGCCCACAUGGUCAUGAAGGCUGCUUCAAAGGAAAAAACAAGACAGCACACAAACAAACUCCUGCUGCAGAUCCUGAAAACUCUGCUGCACAACUUGUACAAGCUGAAAGGAGUGAGGAUCCUGGACCACCUCAGCCUAUCCAGGAUGCAGCUGGCUCUGAG